GUAGUAAGAGGGGUUUUUGGUUUAACGGUUUCCCUCCCUUAGUCCCUUCGCCCUCCCGAAUUAUAACCUGACAUUCCUUUUGCUCUGCAGCCGACGAACACACACCAAUUAUCAUGGGAUACGAUGAACAGAAUGAGAACCCCAAAGUUGACAAGCAAUUUCUCUCGUCCCCAGUUAAAAAUUUAGUCGACAAGUUUCAGCUUCUUCCCGAAUUCUUGAAGGUGAGAGGAUUGGUGAAGCAACAUUUGGACUCGUAUAAUUACCUCAUUAAGACAGAUAUAAAAAAGAUUGUCAGGGCAAAUAAUGAGAUCAGAUCAGCAAUUGACCCUAGCAUUUUUCUCCGGUACACAGAUGUUUGGAUUGGCGAACCAUCAAUGAUAAUUGAUGGCGCGACAGAGAAGUUGACUCCACAUCAAUGCCGGCAAUCAGACACCACCUAUGCUGCUCCAAUAUAUGUCAACAUUGAGUAUGUAAUUGGGAGUCAUGGGCAAAUAACCCCUGCAAACAAGAAAAAAGUUAUCAUUGGAAGGAUGCCUAUCAUGCUAAGGAGUUCAUGUUGCAUCCUGACUGGAAAAGAUGAAGAUGAAUUGGCAAGACUUGGUGAAUGCCCACUUGAUCCUGGAGGAUAUUUUGUUGUCAAAGGCACAGAAAAGGUUAUUUUAAUCCAAGAGCAGCUUUCCAAGAACAGAAUAAUUAUUGAUACUGAUAAGAAGGGUUGGGUACAAGCAUCUGUUACAAGCAGUACAGAGAAAACAAAAAGCAAAACUGUGGUAAAAAUGGAGAAAGAAAAGGUUUAUCUUGAAUUGAAUCAAUUCAAAACCAAGGUUCCAAUAAUGGUUGUUAUGAAGGCCAUGGGAAUGGAGAGUGAUCAAGAGGUUGUGCAGAUGGUUGGAAGAGAUCCUCGGUAUAGUGCUCUGCUUUUGCCUUCCAUUGAGGAAUGUGCAGACCUUAAGGUGUAUACUCAACAUCAGGCCCUGGAGUUCCUUGAUAGUGAUAAGAUUCUUAAAGCAUUACCAUAUUCGACUGGAUCUGGUGAUAAGCGAGGGCGUGCAUUGAGUAUUCUUCGAGACAUAUUUCUUGCGAACAUCCCAGUUUAUCACAAUAAUUUCCGCAAAAAAUGCAUGUAUGUUGCGGUGAUGUUAAGACGCAUGAUGGAGGCUAUCCUAAACAAAGAUACAAUGGAUGACAAGGACUAUGUGGGGAACAAACGUCUAGAGCUCUCUGGACAGCUAUUGUCCCUACUUUUUGAGGAUUUGUUUAAGACAAUGAAUGAUGAGGUUCGAAGGACUAUUGAUGCUGUCCUGGCAAAGCCAAGUCGAUCUAGCAGAUUGGAUAUUUCUCAAUAUAUAGUGAAGGAUAGCAUUUCCCAAGGACUGGAAAGAACUUUAUCCACUGGCAAUUGGGAUGUAAAACGGUUUAGGAUGCACCGGAAAGGCAUGACACAGGUCCUAAAUAGGCUAUCAUACAUAGUAUCACUGGGUUUUAUGACCAAGGUCCAACCACAAUUUGAGAAGUCAAGAAAAGUUAGCGGGCCUAGAGCUUUACAACCAAGUCAAUGGGGCAUGCUGUGUCCUUGUGAUACCCCGGAAGGUGAAGCUUGUGGACUGGUGAAAAAUCUAGCCUUGAUGACUCAUGUUACGACAGAUGAAGAUGAGCGUCCUAUUGUUUCUCUGUGCUAUGGGUUUGGAGUUGAAGACUUGGAACUUGUGUCUGGAGAAGAGCUUCACACGCCGAAUUCCUUUUUGGUUAUAUUAAAUGGACAUAUUCUUGGCAAGCACAUGAAGCCACAGUGGUUUGCUAGGGCCUUGAGAAAGCUACGAAGGGCUGGUAAAGUAGGGGAGUUUGUAAGCAUCUUUGUGAAUGAAAAGCAGCGUUGUGUGUACAUUGCUUCUGAUGGAGGCCGUGUAUGUCGUCCAGUUGUAAUUGCUGACAAGGGCGUGCCAAGGAUUAAAGAGCACCACAUGAAAGAGUUGAAGGAUGGUGUCCGCAAUUUCAACAGUUUCUUGAGGGACGGUUUGAUCGAGUAUCUUGAUGUGAAUGAGGAGAACAAUGCACUGAUUGCUCUGUAUGAUAAAGAAGCUACUCCAAGAACAACACAUAUUGAAAUAGAGCCUUUCACAAUCCUAGGCGUUAUUGCUGGUUUGAUACCUUAUCCUCAUCACAAUCAGUCACCAAGGAAUACCUAUCAGUGUGCUAUGGGCAAGCAAGCUAUGGGUAAUAUUGCCUAUAAUCAGUUGUAUCGGAUGGAUACAUUGAUAUACCUUUUGGUAUAUCCACAGAGGCCCUUAUUGACAACUAGAACAAUUGAGCUGGUUGGGUAUGAUAAACUAGGUGCUGGACAGAAUGCAACUGUUGCUGUGAUGAGCUUUAGUGGAUAUGAUAUAGAGGAUGCAAUCGUAAUGAACAAGUCAUCUCUUGAUCGUGGUUUUGGUCGCUGCAUUGUACUGAAGAGGGUCGCAGCUGUGUGCCAAAAGUACGAGAACGGUGCAUCAGAUAGGAUAGUUAGACCACAGCGAGAUGGAUAUGAUGCCGAUAGGACGCAGAUUCUGGAUGAUGAUGGAUUAGCUUCUCCAGGAGAAAUCAUUAGACCUCAUGAUGUCUACAUUAAUAAGGAGUCCCCAGUAGUCACAAGAGGGCCAAUUGUAUCACCAAUGGGACUGGCAGAUAGUGCAUACAAGCGAAGUAUACAAUCUUUCAAGUGUGCUGAAGGAGAAACGGGUGUGGUGGACAGAGUAGCUCUGUCCUCUGAUAAGAAUAACAAUUUGUGCAUUAAAUUUAUUAUUCGCCAUACUCGAAGGCCGGAGCUUGGUGACAAAUUUAGUAGCAGACAUGGGCAAAAAGGAGUCUGUGGCAACAUUGUCCAGCAAGAAGAUUUCCCAUUUUCUGAACGUGGCAUAUGCCCUGAUCUAAUUAUGAAUCCUCAUGGAUUUCCAAGCCGAAUGACUGUUGGAAAGAUGAUAGAACUUCUUGGAGGUAAAGCUGGAGUUUCUUGUGGUAGGUUCCAUUAUGGCAGUGCCUUUGGGGAAAGCAGUGGCCAUGCAGACCGAGUUGAAGUUAUAAGUGAAACCCUGGUCAAGCAUGGAUUUAGCUAUAAUGGAAAGGACUUCAUAUAUGCAGGUAUUGAUGGCACGCCACUACAGGCAUACAUCUUCAUGGGACCAAUUUAUUACCAGAAGCUAAAACACAUGGUCUUAGAUAAGAUGCAUGCUAGAGGCAGUGGCCCUCGUGUCAUGAUCACAAGACAACCUACUGAAGGAAGAAGUAGAAAUGGAGGUCUCCGUGUGGGAGAAAUGGAAAGAGAUUGCUUAAUUGCGUAUGGAGCCAGUAUGUUGAUAUAUGAGCGCUUGAUGGUUUCAAGUGAUCCUUUUGAGGUUCAGGUGUGUCGAAAGUGUGGUUUGUUGGGAUACUAUAACUACAAACUGAAGACUGGCAUUUGUUCAACAUGUAAGAAUGGGGAUAAUAUAUCUACCAUGAAGUUGCCAUAUGCAUGCAAGCUUCUUAUCCAGGAGCUUCAAUCAAUGAACAUUGUUCCUCGCUUGAGAUUGACCGAGGCUUGAUUUUACUGUAUUCUCUAUUUCGGCCACAAAUUAUCUCUCAUGGGCGGUCUCUGCAAGAGUGGAGUUUAUGCAUGUCCCAGAACUCAUUUUUCUACUACACAUUCACCAGUUACAAGCCGCCAAAUUUGGAAUGAAGUGAAUUAAUUUAACAUGAUGAUCUCAAAAGUAGCUAAUGGUUAAUUAGGGUCUUAGGAAUUCUGUGUCUGAAGAUGGUCACAGAUUUAGUGAUCAGCCGAAAGAAGUGAAGAAGAAUGUGAUAGGAGGAGGCUUAUAUGUAACCUUUGCUUUUUCUUACCAUAAAAAUGGUGUUACAGAACACAGAUUUUUGAAGUUAGUUGAGAAACUGUAGAUAGAUUUAUCCGCCUUUUGGUCCAAA
Ipomoea nil (Japanese morning glory) is the source of this 3933-nucleotide messenger RNA. Its product is annotated as DNA-directed RNA polymerase III subunit 2. Gene Ontology annotation, biological process: DNA-templated transcription. Gene Ontology annotation, cellular component: RNA polymerase III complex. The coding region runs from base 114 to 3557 and encodes 1147 amino acids. The record is from RefSeq and is a predicted model, not a curated record. Lineage: Eukaryota; Viridiplantae; Streptophyta; Magnoliopsida; Solanales; Convolvulaceae. The transcript has 38 exons. Gene Ontology annotation, molecular function: DNA binding; ribonucleoside binding; DNA-directed RNA polymerase activity.